UCGUUUGAUCUAGAUACAAUCUCAAAAUAAGUAAAUUGAUAUAUAACUAAGCGCGAUACCUCUGUCUCUGUUUCUACACUAUAUACAUUCCCGCAACUACAAGCUACAAUAUUAAUAUACUCUUUUCUCCCUCUCCUUCUUCUUUUUCUCCUUUUCUUUCUCCUUCUUUUGCUGCUUCUGCCUCUGCUUCUGCUUCCACUCGUUCUUUUCUCUGACGUGUUCUCACUUUUCACCAUCUUUUUUUCAAUCACGAGACCCUUCUCGAUUAUCUAUCAUUUGCUUUAUCAAAUACAUAAUACAAUCCUCAACCUGCUCCAACAUACUUCCCAGACUUCCCAAAGUUGCCAUUAAUUUCACAAUCACCAUGAAAUCAAUCAAAAAAAAUAUAAUUAUAAUUGGCGAUCCCAAUUCCGGGAAAUCUUCUUUACUACACACCUACAUCCAUGGCCAAUUCUUAGAAAUAUUCAAACCUCUUUACUGCAAUAAUUACACCAAAUCCAUUAAUAUAGUAACCAAUAAUAUUAACAAUAAUAACAACAAUAAUAAUAAAAUUAAAAAUAAAUCAAAAUCAAAAUCAAUUCAACUAUCGUUAAUCGAUACUCAACCAUAUCAUGAAUAUGAUAAAGUCAGACUUUUGUCAUAUUCAAAUAUCGAUUUGAUACUACUUUGUUUCUCAAUUGACUCUAUCAUCUCUUUAAAUAAUGUCAUGUUAAAAUGGUUACCUGAAAUUAAUUUAUAUUUACCUAAUAUUCCCUUUUUUUUAGUUGCAUGUAAAAUCGAUUUAAGAUUAUAUAAUAAUAAUAAUAAUAAUAAUAAUAAUAAUAAUAAUAAUAAUAAUAACAAUAACAAUCCCAAUAUAACAAAUAAUAAUCUCAUAUCAAAGGAAUUUGGUGAAUUUUUCGCAAACGAAAUAGGCGCCCGAUCAUAUAUCGAGUGUUCUAGCAAAAAUAUGGAAAAUAUUGAUGAAUUGUUCGACCGCGUUGCCAGUUUUUCUUAUGAUAAUCAUAAAUCAAUUAAAAAACAUAACCAUACUAAAUGUUUUUUUUUUUAAUCAUAGCGCUGAUUAUAAAUUUUUAGUUUACUUUAUUUUAUUUAUUUUCUUUUUUGUUUGUUUCUUCUUUCUUUAUUUUUUUAUUAAUUGUUUUUCAUUAUCAUCAUUUUUCAUUAUCAUUAUUUUUUAUUAUCAUCAUUUUUCAUUUAUACUUUCUCCAAUUCAAUUCAUGAUUACAAAAUAAUAAACUUAGAUCUCACUGGUGGGAAUAGUUAAUUUAUUGCAAUUUUGAUAAUCUUCAUAAUUUCGGUCUAAUAUUUAUAUUUGAAAAUCAAAGUGAAGUAAAUCAAAUUACGUAUUACAGUUUGUAGGGUUUUUGAUUAUUAAGUUCAAUCUACCAAUGUUAAUAAUAGUAGCAUUAUUAUUUCUUUUUAAACUUUAGAAAAUUAUUUUUAGGAUACUUUUUCAGAGCGCUUUUUCAGGAUUCUUUUUCA
Messenger RNA from Ascoidea rubescens DSM 1968, 1485 nucleotides. Its product is annotated as P-loop containing nucleoside triphosphate hydrolase protein. NCBI's taxonomy places the organism in Eukaryota, Fungi, Ascomycota, Saccharomycetes, Ascoideales, Ascoideaceae. Gene Ontology annotation, biological process: small GTPase-mediated signal transduction. The coding region runs from base 365 to 1051 and encodes 228 amino acids. Gene Ontology annotation, molecular function: GTP binding; GTPase activity. The transcript has a single exon. The record is from RefSeq and is a predicted model, not a curated record.